UACACGGGACGCUGAGUAAGCACUGCUCCCUGAUCAGGCCUCCUCCUCCUCCUCUUCCUCCUCCUCUUUUUUUCUGGGCUGGUUUUGCUACAUAACCAGUAGAAGUAUGAUUACAGGAUCGAUGAGCAAAUCUAUUGGCUCGAUCUGGUGCCAGUCCGAAUGAGAGUCUUAUCUGUAUCACAGGAGCAAAGCAGAAAGUGAAAAUGCUCUGAGGAAACGCUGCUAGAGCUGGUGGAAUGAUCUGAGGAGUGGGACAGCAGCAUCCCAGACGCCUUUAAAAUGUCAGAGAGGAUCUUUUAGUGUCCAGAAAACACACCAAAGGUUUUUGUCCUAUUAGCCAUGCCCCUCCUACCCACUUGGCUGAAAUGUCAAAGUCCACCUGUGCAUGGUGAGAAGAAAAGCAACUCAGAGUCCAUGACAUAUGGCACCUUCAGGUGGAUGGGCUACAAUGGCUGAAAACCACAUCAGGUGUCACUCCCUUCAGCCAAGAACAAAGACUCACCCAAAUGGGACAGUUCAAGCGAUGAACACAUUUUUGCCAAGUUGUGUUGUGUACACUGAUGUGGACAUCAUUUAAAGCUCUUUACCUGUAUCUGCAUGAUUGUUCUGUGCUGCUGCUAGAUGAUUGGCUAAUUGCAUAUUUGAUGAUUGGGGAAUUAGAUAUUGGACAUCAGUUGUUUCUAUUAAAGUGGCAAAGUGGCCAGCUGGGUUCCUUGUUGUCUGCCAGCUUUGAUCUGUGGUUUACCCAUGCCUCCAGCCUCCCUCGAUGACAGAUUUGUGGUGCCGCUCCAAUUUUAUCUGGACACAACCUACCUGGAAGCCACCGUGGGCACCAUUGUGGUGGAGAUCCAGGUGACCAACCUUAUUUAUAUGCCCUCAUCCAGCAGCUCUACCCGUUCCCUUACGUGUGGAUGCAACACUGCCAGCUGUUGCACGGUGAGCACCUACGAAAAAGACAGCCAGACACAGACCCUGACCCAAACACAGAGCCAGGUCAGUACCAGUAGCCCCAACUUGAAUUCCGGAGUGAACUAUGGUGGGCAAGGAGGUUUCUCCAGGCCGACGGUGGGCCAGAGUGAAACCUACAGUGCACCCAGUCUCACUUCCGCCACACCCAGAGGUGGUGUGCGUAUCAUCCACCAGAAUGAGCUGGCUCAGAAGAUGACACAUUAUCUCACAGGUCAUCCAGUAGGACCUCUGCCGAUGAUAAUAGACUGUAGACCCUUUAUGGACUACAACAAGAGCCAUAUCCGUGGUGCUGUGCAUAUUAACUGCUCAGACAAGAUCAGCCGCCGGCGUCUGCAGCAGGGCAAGAUCACUGUGCUGGAUCUCAUUUCCUCCUACCUGAGCAGAGACUCAUUUAGGGGGAUUUUUUCUAAAGAGAUCAUUAUUUAUGAUGAGAGGACACAGGACCCAGCACGACUUUCAUCCUCUCAACCUCUGAGUAUAGUUCUGGAGUCUCUACACAGGGAUGGGAGGGACCCAAUGGUUCUCCAAGGUGGCAUUUCCAGUUUCAGACAGACCUAUGAGGACUUAUGUGAGGACUCCCUACAACUUCAGGAGGGUCACGAUGGUGGUGCAGCUGUUGCUCUUUCGGGGGCACUACCUCACACGCUGCCCUCCAGCCCUGACAUUGAGAAUGCUGAGCUAACAACUAUUCUGCCCUUCUUGUACCUGGGCAAUGAGCAUGAUGCACAGGACCUUGACCAAAUGCAAAGGUUGAACAUUGGAUACAUUCUCAAUGUUACCACACACCUCCCACUAUACCUCUAUGACCUUGGGAUGUUCAAGUAUAAACGCUUACCUGCCACCGACAGCAACAAGCAGAACCUACGUCAGUACUUUGAAGAAGCAUUUGAAUUUAUAGAAGAAGCUCACCAGGCAGGCAAGGGACUGCUCAUUCACUGCCAGGCAGGUGUGUCCCGGUCUGCCACUAUUGUCAUUGCGUACCUGAUGAAACACACUUGGAUGACCAUGACAGAUGCCUACAAGUUUGUCAAGAUGCGAAGGCCGAUCAUCUCGCCCAACCUCACCUUCAUGGGCCAGCUCCUUGAGUUUGAAGAAGAUCUCAAUAAUGGAAUCACUCCUCGCAUACUCACGCCCAAGCUGAUCGGAGUAGAGACCGUUGUAUAGAUUUGAUUGAUUUAAGCUUUACGAGCACAUUCUCCUCUUUUUCUUUUCUUUUUUUUUUCCCACCGGAAGAGUGUCUGUGAAUGGGAUGCAUGGCUCAAAGACUCAAGUUAUGUUUUAUUUAUUUAUUUUUUUUAUUUAGCAUGGAUUUUGGAAAAUGCAUGACUUCUUUGUUCCCUAAAGCUGCCCGUUUGGUGUGUUAGUUGUUCUUGUACUAUUUUUAUAGCACCACGAUGACAUUGACCGUGAUGAGCCUGAAGUGGCUUCACUGUGCAACGCUAUGAGUGAAAUGCAAGUGGUGGUUCAUCUGGAUCCCAGCAGUAGGUGAUGAACACCUUCACAGGUCUCUUUGUUCAAGAUAUUUUUUAUUUGUUUAUUUAUUUAUUAUUAUAUUACUAAUAUGUUCAGCUUAAUGUAAAGCCAGUGUUCUUGGCAUGAACCUUUUAUUAGAUACAUUUUUAGUUUUUUAACAAUAUGGAAGAUUUCUCUCUGUAUCUCAUACCAAAUAAUUGAACAAAGGCUGUGGUGUAUGUUUAUGUGUCAGGAACUUGUGUGCCAGAAAUAUGUCCAAAUAAGAAAUCUAUGCUGCAUGAACACCCAAGACGUGAAGAUUCAGUAUAAUAUUCAGUAUAAUCCUCUUUAAAUGUUAUAUGAUAUUUAUCAUAUACUGUGGAUUUGAAUUCCACUAUCAACUUACACUGCUCUUAAUAUCAACCUAAAAGGAAACCCUGUUUUAAACCCUAGUUUGCAUUCAUACACUCAUUUACAUUUUUUAUUAUUUACCACUUUUUUUUUUAAACAUUUUUCUUUAUCCAAAUGACACAUUUAAAUAAUUUCAGUAUUCAAAUUUGUCUGCUGUUUUUUUUUCACAGCUUUGCCUAUAGUUAUCACUUGACUACAUAUCCAGCAGGUUUCUACCACGUUAACACUGUGGCAAACAAAGUUGUACACCGUAACAAAGUUACACCUGCAAGCAGUACAACACACUUAGAAAUACAACCAUAAAAUACAGGAAAUAGAUGCUUCAAAAAGACCCCCAUGUAAGGUGACGUUUGGACUUGAGACGCUGUACUGUUGUUAUAUUGUAGGGCUAUAUCAGAUAGAGGAGUGUAUAAUGCUUUUUAAAAAAAAAUCUUAUUCAAAAUAUAUAAUGCAAGAUCUUUUUUAAAUGUAUUUUGCUUCUGCUUUUCUUUUCAUUUUUUUCUUUCUCUUUUACCGGUGUUAGACUUGAAACCUGGUCCUUUAAGAAACUACUCUAAAAUGAUUGCCUACUCAGUACAUAACGUAUACUAUAAGGGUGUAUAAAGUAUAUACAGUAUAAUAUACCCUACGUUGUUCUUUCAGCUGUUACCUGUUCAGGUAAUCGCCACAGCGGGUCAUCCGGUUUACAGCAGAUGCUCCUUAUACUUAUGUUUAAAUUAAGAUUUAUUUGUAUAGCGCUUUUAACAACUGACAUUGUCUCAAAGCAGCUUUAAAUAUCUAGAUUAUAUAUUAAAUCUACUUUUUUUUAUCCAUUCUAUUCAUUUUUCAGGAAUUGAUGUGUAUACUGUUACUUCUUUAAAUAAAUAUUUAUAUGGAGUGUUUAUGUGGGUUUGCUGUUUUAUAUACAGCACUAGAAGAUAUUUUAUUUGUGCUUGUUAUCAGCUCAUUGUGUCUCUUUCUGUCCGAGCAUUACAUCAUUCACAUCUGUUCUGGUACCCGCUCAAAAAAAAGGUGCUAUAUUAACGGAGGCCUUCGAAACCUUAUCUGUGAUAUGCUCUGGUACCUUAUUUUCUUUCCCCAAUGUUCCAAUAGUUAUUAUUGUUUUUAACCUUAAUAACAAAGCUUCGGUCCUGAAGUGUUUCUGUCAUAUGAUUUGGAAAUAAAACA
Messenger RNA from Tachysurus fulvidraco (yellow catfish), 3999 nucleotides. It is a transcript of the gene dusp10, whose product is annotated as dual specificity phosphatase 10. Gene Ontology annotation, biological process: negative regulation of JUN kinase activity; protein dephosphorylation. Gene Ontology annotation, cellular component: cytoplasm; cytosol. The record is from RefSeq and is a predicted model, not a curated record. Bases 748 to 2133 code for a protein of 461 amino acids. The transcript is spliced from 5 exons. Gene Ontology annotation, molecular function: protein tyrosine/threonine phosphatase activity; MAP kinase tyrosine/serine/threonine phosphatase activity. Lineage: Eukaryota; Metazoa; Chordata; Actinopteri; Siluriformes; Bagridae.